GACACACGUGAGGUUAGUCAUGGGGAAGUGCUCACAGAACGAGGCAGGGGCUUAUAGAGAGACAGACUGCUACACAAAAGGAACCAGCCUUGUGUCCCAUGUUGAUCCAGACUGCUUUAAGGCUAUUUAGGUACUAAUUAUUUGCCCUUUCUUGGAAGCCCUUGGGGUUUAUAAAUAUUAACGAAUGGAGCCUCACCACACUCCCAGGAGGUAGAUAAGUCUAUUGUCCCAUUUUACAGAUUGGGAAACUAGGCAAAACAGGACAGAUCUUCAGCUGGUGUAAACCACUGCCUUCAAUGCCAAUUUAUGCCAGCUAAGGAUCUAGAAAUGAUGGGCCUGCUCCUGUGAGGUGGUGGGUGCCCCUACCUCCCCUGGACUUCAGGGGAAGUCCCAAGAGCUCAGCCUCCCACAGGGUCACACCUACACUAAGGGUGUAAACCUGAGGGGUCAGUCAUUAGCAAAACUGUGCAUCUUCGAAAGAGCACAACGCAGAGCACUGCCCUGACCAAGUCAUUGGGGGACCAGACUGUGAACCCCUGACUCAUAACAGAGCAGUUACUCGCACAAGGAGCUGUGACUUCAAUAAGACUAGUUGUGUGCACAUGGUUUCUCAUGUUACCUAGUUCCAUAAUUAUAACUGGCUGUACUAGCACAGCAUCCUUGGCAAGUCAAACAUCUGUAUUAAUAAUAGUUUGCACUUAUAUAGCUCCUUUCAUCUGUGGAUUUCAAAGCACUGUACAAAACGGGUCAAUAUUAUCUCCAUUUUACAAAUGGGGAACUGAGUCACAGAGCGGCUAAAUCAGUUGCAGAGCUGGGAUUAGAAGUCAGUCUUUCUAACUCCCCCUUCCCCACUCUCGCUGCUAGACCAUGUUAGGCUGCUUAUAUCUUUAACUCCUUACGGUGCCCACUGAGAAAAGCUUUGAGAUCUUUAUGACAUCACAAUACCUUUCUUGAAAGCAAACGCCACUGGCUGAUGAUGUCACCAGCCGACAACUUCUCUGGCACUCAGGACUGGAGCUUGGUCCCAAGCCACGAAACGCCAGGGUGGAGGGUUUCAUUUGCUUAAAAUCCAUCCAAGGCACUACAGUAUGAACUUUAAAGACUAUUUGCUACUGGAUCUCUGGCUGCAGUUGGUACAUGCUGACAAUCAAGUCACUGGAGACCUUUCCUCUUAAAAAAAGACCAUGUUUGUCCGAGGCGCCUCCCUAGUCUUUCCUGUCUGGAUUGUCGUCUUGUUCCAAGACAGCCUCUGCCUUUGUGAUCGCCCAAGCUGGGUCAGAGUUGGAUGGGAAAUUCUUCCAGAGGAUCUGGAGCAACUGCAGCUUGGAACUCCGCUUCAAUCUAACUGCCUGCCCUACCCUCUGGACCAACUGUCUCACUGCUUUACUCACCUGGAAAUAGCCAAAGGAUGCUUGGAGGUUCUGUGUGCCAGCUGCAAAGUUAUACUUUUCCUCCUAGGGGGCUUAUGUGUACGCUGUCUUUGGAGCAAAUUGAGAAGACCGCAAAAGAAGGUGUCUGUGGAGACCUCUUCCGUUUCUGUCACGACAGAAUUUCAUGCUGAGUGCACCUGCAACGUCGACAAAAUGCUCUGCAGGCUGGUGGCAAACACGUCUAUCAUGAUGAAAUACCUGAAGUACGUAUGCCACCAUCAUAGGAAAGAAGCCAGGCACCGGAAGUUAAGUAAGAAGAGGAAGGAAGAAGAAAUUAAGGAUGAAGAGAUCUUCCCUAUUUGUCCGUACAGCCACAGCUCCAGCAUGGAUACUGUGAUGCACGAAGUAUAAGCGAAAGGACUCCUCAGACAACAAUCAUAUUUUCGUGCGCUAAUAAUUGUUUAUACAUAUUCUUUGCUAAGAUAUUGCGAAGGCAGGAGAGUGGGGAGGUCAAGGACUGAGCCAAUCUGAAGUCGAUGGCUGUUUGUUUGAAUGUUUAUCUAAUGAUGACAGUUUGAGAGUUGAACGCUGUCCAUGUUCCCGUGGACAAGGUGGGGAAGCAGGAGGGGAGAAAGAGGGACUAUUAAAAAAAGUCUUUCAGAAGCAUGGUGACAGCGGUUUGAAUUUGGAAUGUCAGUAAAAUAACAUUGUACUGGGCAGA
This is a messenger RNA of Chelonia mydas (Green sea turtle), 2091 nucleotides long. RefSeq names its product testis expressed 50 (gene TEX50). The record is from RefSeq and is a predicted model, not a curated record. Bases 1185 to 1781 code for a protein of 198 amino acids. Lineage: Eukaryota; Metazoa; Chordata; Testudines; Cheloniidae. The transcript has 2 exons.